This is a messenger RNA of Salvelinus fontinalis (brook trout), 5624 nucleotides long. RefSeq names its product neurexophilin-1. NCBI's taxonomy places the organism in Eukaryota, Metazoa, Chordata, Actinopteri, Salmoniformes, Salmonidae. Gene Ontology annotation, molecular function: signaling receptor binding. The transcript has 2 exons. The coding region runs from base 448 to 1269 and encodes 273 amino acids. The record is from RefSeq and is a predicted model, not a curated record.
ACGCAUGAGAGGCAGGGAGAGAGAGAGACUGUUUAAACGCCAAUGCCAGUAUACGAUUCCUUGUCAGUCCACACACGCUGAUAUGAGCAACGCCAAGGAUUCCAUUCAUCAACUAGGCUUCACCCCGGUGGAUAUACACUGAUACAGCCGACUACAUAUCAUCUACUUCAUUCUCACUCACACUGUUGCAGGUUGAGCAGGAAUUGCAUACACUAUUUUUCGUGGAUGGUAAUGCGGUACAUUCUCAUGGAUUUCCAAUGUUAUAGUGAUUGGACUCAACCCAGGGAAAAGUAAAGGAAGGCGCCCAGGUGUAGCAGCGGAGCCUGCGUUGGACAUGGGACCGUAUCUUAGCUUUUGGGAUUACAGUGCGGAAGGAAUAGCGUCUUCGUGAAUGAAAGCUGACUUCGGGCUGAAGCGGGAAUCUGAGGCACUAAACUCCGCAGAAAAAUGCGUUCCAACCACGGCUUUAUCUUGCUUCUCCUUAACGGAACAGCGUGCUUGCUGGCCCUGGGUCAAGAAGAUGACUCUCCAAGCCCCAAGAGCUCCUCAGCAGACGGGUCGUCCUCUAAGACGGUGGGUCUCCUGGGGAGUCAGACUCCCCUUUCCCCCCUGAGUCGCUGGAUGCUCCAGAGUAAAAGUCGGGCAGCCAAUGCCACCUCCCUGGAGCUGCCCUACCGCUCACCCAUUCCCUUCUCCAAGCAGGAGUUCUGGGAGAUGCUGGGUAGUGACCUGAUGAAGCCAGACACCUCCUCUUCCUCCCGCGUCAAACGCCGGCCCAUCGUCAAGACGGGCAAGUUCAAGAAGAUGUUUGGCUGGGGAGACUUUUACUCUAAUAUCAAGACGGUGCGUCUCAACCUGCUGAUUACCGGCAAGAUCGUAGACCAUGGCAACGGAACGUUCAGCGUCUACUUCCGCCACAAUUCCACGGGCCAGGGCAACAUCUCAGUCAGCCUGGUGCCGCCGGUCAAGGCGGUGGAGUUUGACCUGGAGCGCCAGAGCGUGGUCUACCCCAAAGACUCUAAGAUCUUCAACUGCCGCGUGGACUAUGAGAAGGUGGACCGCAGCAAGCGCACGUCGCUGUGCAACUACGACCCGUCCAAGACCUGCUUCCAGGAGCAGACACAGAGCCAUGUCUCCUGGAUCUGUUCCAAGCCCUUCAAGGUCAUCUGUAUCUACAUCUCCUUCUACAGUACAGACUACCGCCUGGUCCAGAAGGUCUGCCCGGACUACAACUACCACAACGAGAUGCCCUACCUGCCCUCGGGCUAGAGGGGGACACACAGGAGGGGGAGAGGAGGGACGAGGGCAGGAGUGACUCUGUAGGGUGAGGGGCCACCAGAUUGAGCUGGAUUAAACUUUUUAUGUAAUUUGCUGCAACACCUCACCAGACAACCCCUCGCUGUAGCCAGACUACUGUACCCUGUAAAAACGUAUAUAUGCAACAAAUACAGUAUGCACACAGUGAGGCAUUGAUAUUUAGUGCUGUCAUGAAGCAUUCAUCGACAGGAACAGUAGUAACUAGCACGCCCAACAUCAUCACACACGUUUACCUCAACUCAAACCUCUAAUUUCGCUACCUACUUUGCUAAAUACAGAAAACACCUACAAACAUCUAUGAAUGUUUUCGUGAACACUGUCAUUCAGGUGAGGUAGCACUCUACUUUCAAAAGGGCACUUUCCAUUUCUUUCCCAAUGCUCCCAUAUCCCACGCCAACCCUCUCUCCCCACGCCUAUCCUAUGUCAUCCCGAUAGGCUAUCCCACGCCAACCCUCUCUCUCCCCACGCCUAUCCUAUGUCAUCCCGAUAGGCUAUCCCACACCAACCCUCUCUCUCCCCACGCCUAUCCUAUGUCAUCCCGAUAGGCUAUCCCACGCCAACCCUCUCUCUCCCCACCUCUAUCCUAUGUCAUCCCGAUAGGCUAUCCCACCCAAUGUUUAUUCUAAAGGUAUGACAUUCUAUCAAACAUCAUCUCUAUCUUUCCCUGAAUUAUGUAACCUCUAUGACAUAGAAAAGAGAGAUUGAGAGAGUGUGAAAGAAAGAAAAAAAAGAAAGAGAAAGAAAGAAAGAGAGAGAGAGAGCAAAGAGAGAAAGCAAAAGCAAUCGCCAGACAAAAAUAUGGGACAGGGCUUAAGUUCAACGUGAGAGAAAUAACUUGAUUCUGCAUAGAGAUAGGCACUUGCCUCUCCACACAUGAUAGAGAGGGAAGGGGGAGAGAGAGAGAGCGAGAGUGAGCACGAAAGUGGGAGAGGGGGAGAAAUGAGAGAUUCAGAGAGCUCUUUUAAUUAAAGUGGAGAGAGAAGGCGAUGUAGAGUAUUCAGCUCCUUCUAUUGUCCCCUCUGUAUGAAAAAGAUUACAUUUUGUUGCAGUCAGGAUUCCUGAUUUCAAGCUUUGAUAACUUCGGCUGUGUGUGGGAGAUUUCUCUUUCCUGACAAACGCUGUGUGUUCACUAAAGUCUGAUCAUUAUCUGGAAUAAAUUAAAAUAAAACUAAUUAAGGCUUCACCGAGAGAGGGCGAAAUGUAUUCCUGGAAAUCAAGUUAGGAUUAUUAGGAUGCGAGCGAGGAGCACAGCGAGGGGUAUAGUGGAUAGUUGUGUUAUGGCUCCCUGGCCCAGCAGCUUGGCCCUCAGUUAACAGCUCUCUCAUCAAGAUGAACAGCCACUGGCUGGCUGAACUCAUGUCCAUUUCACAAACAACAACACUAGACAAAAUACUGUAUACAUCUCAUUUAGGGACAACUGAUUCUGUACUGACAAUAUGGGCUGUUUGGAAAUUGACUCAUAGCACCUAUAUAGACUACGUGAUGAUUUCCUGACUAUGAAUUUUCCAAUGGCAGGUGUCAAACUUUGAACACUGAAUGCAUAAUAUAUGGUAUUACUAAUGUAUUUGUAAAAAGGAAAAACCUCAAUAUAACAGAAGUGAUUGAACCCCAUGGCCUUUGGCCUUUGGCACUGCUGUGCUCUGAUUGGUCUGGAGGGAGCUUAGUGGGGUUUCUGUAGCACUGAGGCCUGGGAGGCCAGUGUGUGACUUGGAUCAGGAACCACUCACUAUAAAGUCCUCCUCCUGUGGGGGGUACGGGAGCAUCACAUCAGGUAGAGAUGGAGCAAUUUGACUGUAGGUAGAAUAGAAGAGAGAGAGAAUAAAAGAGAGAAAGGCUCACUCACAAGGCUAUAUAUGGGAAGUACUGUAAGUGAGAUCUGAACAUCAAAGUGUCUGGGUGUUUAAUUUACUGUUAAAGAGUUGGGUAGCCCCUGUCUUUAUGAGGCCAUAACCACAACAUCUCUGUUAGGCUGCUGCCGUUGCUGCCUCUCUCAGGCUGCCUCUCCCUGCUGCCGUUGCUGCCUCUCUCAGGCUGCCUCUCUCUGCUGCCGUUGCUGCCUCUCUCAGGCUGCCUCUCUCUGCUGCCGUUGCUGCCUCUCUCAGACUGCCUCUCUCUGCUGCCGUUGCUGCCUCUCUCAGACUGCCUGUCUCUGCUGCUGCUACAACAGCCCUGCAGGGUCCAGCAGGGAACAUUAACCACUAACAUCACAAAGACUAAAUUAUCUUCUAAGAUAUUACUGUUUAUUCAGACGCAUAAACCCCAAUCUACACUUCAGACCCCUGAUGCUUACUGGUGAUUUGGUUUUCCUCUGAGCAAAUGUUUUACUUGAAAAGACAAUAUGCAGUGGUUUGUCUGUGGUGGUUCUCCCUUGUCGAGAUGCUGGUAAAAUAGAUCUGUCUGGUUUAUCACUAGUGUCACAGUCAAUCCUCAUAGUCACACCUGCUGUGUUUAAAUGCACACUAAUAAUCUGGAAUUAGUCAGAAUUCAAUGAGUCUGAAUUAAACAAGUAAACACCCAUAUUGGACAAGAAGAGUCCAGUAAUCCGAAUGAGCUCAUUUCAAGUGAAACGAGUGUACAAUACUAUUUUCCUAAACAAUUUGUUUGGGAUUUAUUAAGUCAGUAUUUGGCAUGUAAACAUUACAUUCAGAUUACUGUUGUUUGCAUGACAGCUUUCUGGUGAAUAUUUGCAAUUGUUAAGAGGCAGUUUUGGACCUCUUAGGAACAAAUUAAACAUGAAAGGAAGCGAUUGAAGACAAAAAAUUAUGUAAUGCUCUGCAUUAGUUGUUGGUGCUUGCAACCUUUUGGGAAAAUGUGCCUCAUGCAACCAUCAAUGGAAUAUCAUUAUACAGUAGUAAGCAUGCAAACAGUAGACAGUAUUCAGAACAUAUUAGAGUCCAAGUGCAGUUGAUUUGUUUGUUUAUUAUGAUCCCCAGUAGCUUUUGCAGAAGCAGCAGCUACUCUUCCUGGGGUCCACAGAGUUCAUCUGAAUACCCAGAUACUCCAACAGAAUUGUGCAUGUAAGCAUAGUACCUUCCCUGUCUCACAGUAAACUGAUGCAAGUACUGCCUGGCAAGACCCUGUCCCUCUCCCUCUCAGAGUUGGCAUGCAGGGAAGUAUAGCCUCAUGUCGCAGUUUGUAAUGUUGGGAUUUACCAACUAGUGUGUGGAAGUCUGCCAUUGGCCUAAACUCAUCCCACUCCUCUUCCUACUCCUCUCUGCCCAUCUGGGCUCUCUUUUCCCCUACCCACAACAUGCCCUCCUAUCCUCUCUGUGUCUCUCCUCUCACUGUGACCAGCUCCCCUAACCUCCAUGCCCCCAUGUUCUUGUGUCGGGGCUACCUCCCCUGCCCUGGCGCUGAACCACUGUGGGCAGGUCCUCAUCCAUCUCUCUUUCUCUCCCUCUAUCCCCGCCCGCCAGAGUCCAGCUCGGAGCUCAUCUGGCUAAUCUCUCGGCUUAACAGUGAGGCCAACUGAACCCUCACAGUGAGAUCACACACAAUUGCCGCCCCCCCCCCUCUCCAUUUAAAGUAUUUUACGUCAGCCUCCUUCCAAUCUGUCAGGUUAAAGACAAGAAGACUUCCUGGAAAACAGGCUUAGGCCUAGAGGUGUGCCAACCUGCCUAACCUACUGACGCCCCACUCACCUCCAUCCCUCCACCAGCCCUGUAACAUCUGGAUAAGACAUCUGGACUUUCAGAGGAGACAUGGAGUAAAACACCUUGAGGUGGAGCCACACCCCCUCCUGACAACUAGAAAACUAACAGAGACACUGCUGGACUGUUAUGACUGCUGGGUCACAUGUACCGCCUCUCUACCUUCCCCAGUCCCUCGCUCCAAUCCUCACCCCAUCCUCGCAAAUGAACAGCAAUAUAUCACUGAGACUCCAGCAUGCUCCUCUAUGGCUGCUCAAACAUAGGGUGCUGCUGGUUGGAAGAAGAGAGAAUGUUGCUGUAGGAUGGCCAGUGUUGUUAUGGUGACAGUCUUAUUGUUGUCCAAUGGAGUGCCAACAGACUUGUGGACAGUUGGCCUUCCAUAGGCCACAGGGCAAUGCUUGUCCUCACAGCACACAAUAGAAACAGAACUGACCGUCAGAUAUAUAUAUAUAUACAUAUACAAACUACAAGUUCUCUGACCUAAAUAAAGUUGUAUUUAAUGUGGGUCAUGCCGUGGAGUGGUCUGUUUUAUCUUUUCACAUUCUUUUGUUUCAGUGUCAUGUUGAUGAUAUAGCAUAAGGAUGAUAUGAUGGCAUUAAUUGUGGUUUCCGACAUUCAAAAAAUCAAUAAAGUACACAAAAGAACGUAUCACUUCAA